Molecule: messenger RNA, 2255 nt
Organism: Formica exsecta
Lineage: Eukaryota; Metazoa; Arthropoda; Insecta; Hymenoptera; Formicidae
Exons: 3
Coding region: 891-2165 (424 amino acids)
Biological process (GO): sensory perception of taste
Cellular component (GO): neuronal cell body; dendrite; membrane
Source: RefSeq, a predicted model, not a curated record
AGAAAAUUAUUUCUAUAAAUUGAAAGCGCGCGAAGCAAUUGCCCAGACAAUUGACCUUAUAGAACUAUGUAGAAAAAGACAAAGAGAAAAGACAAAGUAAAGACAAAGAACGAGGCGCAAAUACUUAGCAAAAAUAUUCAAAAGGUUGGGAAGGUUAGUUUUGUUAAUACUAACAGGAUAGAUCGUCCCCAUAGUCUCCGAAGUAUUUAAUGAACCGUAUCAAUUUCUUGGGACACAGUCACGAAUUUCUCGGCGAAGAGAUAACUUUACAUACAAGUCCUAGAAAAACUGCAUACUUAUAAAAAAAUCAUAUUUCAUAAAUAUUUUUGAUACACGAAUUAAAAUUAUUUUUUUGUUACUUAUUUUAUUUUUUUGUAUUAUAUAUAAAUAUAUAGUACACAUUAGUUGCUAUAUAUUUAUAUUUUAUCAUCAACUGUUAGUUUCUUAUAAACUUUUUUGUUAAAUGUUGCGUGUGUUAAUAUAACGUAAAUUAAUAUAAUAUAAAAUAAUGCUUACAAAAAGAGCAUGUGUCUCAAAAAGUUAACGCGAGCCUUCCAUUAUUCAAGAUUUUGUGCAUUAUUAAUGGUGUAUAUUGUUCCUCUCUUUGCCUAAAGAUCGAUUUAAUUUACUAAAACCGUGUUAUGCUUAGAAUAGCUAAUAGCACGCAAUCUGAGCUUCGUUAAUAUUACAAUAGUAAUGUGUGUCCUUUGUUCUAUCUGAUAUACCAGGAAAAACGAACUAUGUACUUGUUAGAGUCUUACACACAUUGCUUUCAAAAACUCAGUACUUCAACACUUUCUCUUCAAAGUAUCCUAUAUCAAAAAUAUAAAUUUGAUGUAAUCAUUCACAGUCGUAAACGUAUCAAUUAAUAAGAAGACUCGAGAUAAAAGAUGGAAGAAGAAAUCUCUGUGCAAGUGGAAGACAACUCGCCCUCGAUAGAGCACACUUUACGUCCAGUAAUAUUUGUCUCUUGGUUCCUAGGCGUCGGCGUUGCACGUCCACGAAAGUGUCCUAAAGCUGUUACGAUAAUCCUACGUAUCAUUCACUUUGGAGUAUGUUCCGCUAUCGUGGCUUAUGGUGCGAUAGAUUUCUUCACCUUUGGUAACGUCUUCAAAAGCGACAUAUUCAAGAUUAUGUACUACAUGAACAAAAUGACGUGUUAUGUGUCGGCGUAUUAUUAUGUUUAUCAUGGCAUUAGGCAAUACGAUAAGUGGCCUAAAUUAAUGAACAAAAUGAAGAAUCUCGAUCAUAAGAUCAGAAGAGAAACGUUUGUGAACAAUCAACCGAUAAAAAAUAUCGAAGUGCUGGCUAUUCUCGCGACAUUCGCUUGCGGACCUCUAUCUCUAAUCAUACAUGCUGUGUAUUAUUAUUUUACAUAUCCCGAAAAUAUUUUUGCCUCCGACUUGCUGCUUUAUUAUACGAUAGCUCAAUCAUUGAUGAACAGCUUCAUCUUUGAUAUUAUCGUCUACGUGCUGUACCACAGAUUUCAAACGAUAAAUGAAUUAAUCGUGCAAUUAGAUAAACAAUUUAGUGCGCCAUGGAUUACGCAUAAAAUCAGAUGCAUCAGAGAAUUACACACGGGAAUUUGUGAUGUAGUCAUCAUGAUAAACGAUAUUUACGGUUUUCAUCUUCUCCUUUGCUCGGCAAAUUGUUUCACCAUGGUCGUGGCUACGCUAUUUAGAAUUUACAUGAGCGUUGUAGAAAGAAAUUACGCAUUCAUGCUGAUAAAUAAUAUUAUUUGGAUUUUAUACGCUGUGCAAUUCGGCCUAAUGUGUUGGAUCUGUACACUUGCGCGUCAAGAAUCCGACAAGACCGGAAUAAUUAUGUAUACGAUUGUGCUAAAUUACAACGCUGCGAAUCUUGGUAAGCUAAACAGUACGAAAAAUCAAUUAAGUCUGGAAGUACCACCGGAAAACCAAGACGAUGAGCAAAAUUCUAAUAGAAGUAGCAGUUAUAAUCUGAACUAUAUUACCAUAAAAAAUCUCCUACGUAAAAACCUAGACCGAGACUGUGUCAGAAACGAAGUUAAUGAUUUUUCGAUUCAACUACAACAAAAUCGAGUAGCAAUUACUGCUUGCAACUUUUUCGAAAUGAAUAAUGCUCUACUUAGUGGUUUCAUCGGUGUGAUUACCACUUACUUAAUAAUCCUCGUUCAAUUUUAUUGACCUGAACAUCGGGACACAUAAUUCAAUAGGAGACGCUAAGAAAUUCUCACGCCUUAAAUAGCGUUAAAAAAUAGGAAAGAUGAAGAUAAU